AUGAAAGUAAACAACGUAAAGGAAACAACCACAAAGGAGAUCGCAAAGAACAUCUUUUUGCACACUAGCAAGAUGUCUCUUUCUAACACGGAAGAUUUGGCACAUACUCUAUACACAUAUACUGUUGAUGUCAAAGAGAUCUCUCUAGUUGAUAUUACCCUAGAUUUCUCAGGAUCCUCAAAUAUAAAGCUUGAGAAUUAGGCUGAUUUGACAGCCACGGCAACAAUAAAGCCAAUGACUUCUUAAAUUGUAGCUGUUGCUAGGGCCUAUGAUGUGCAAUGGAGCACUCAGGUUAAAAUGAAGCUAUGCAAAAGAAGUCCAUCAAUGGAAGACUAGGAGCAGUUCCUAAAAAGCGAUAAAUAAAAACUUGCUGAUGAGAUUAUUGAAGCAGAAAGACACUGGUCUAAUUUCCCAGUUAGGAUCGCAUCUCAAGAUUAAAUUUUGUAACACAUUAAGAAAGCUGGUUCUAAUUUCAUUGAUAACUCAUUCUUACCAGUUGAGAAGUCAAUAUUUGAUCCAUCUAAGGGUCAGCCUUUCGACAGAAUUGUUCACUGGAGAAGACCGAGGGAAUUUAUGAUUCCAGAUCCAAGCAAGGGACUCUUUGAGCCUCAAAUGUUUGAGAAAUCCAUAGAGCCAAGUGAUAUUUUGUAAGGUAAUUUGGGUGAUUGCUGGUUCCUCUGCGCAGUAUCUUGUAUCGCAGAGAUGCCUUCACUUGUGGAGAGAUUGUUUUUAACUAAAGAAUAUAACGAGGAGGGAAUAUACAGAGUUAAAUUAUUCAAAAAUGGGGAAUGGAUGGAAAUUGUAGUUGAUGAUUAUUUCCCAUGCUUGCCUUAUGGGGGUCCUAUCUUCUCAAGAGGUCAUGGCAAUGAACUCUGGGUGUUAUUACUUGAAAAGGUGUAUGCUAAAAUUCAUGGAAGCUACAAAAACAUUGUAGCUGGCAAACCUCACGAAGCACUUAUGGAUUUGACUGGAUGUCCUACCACCUCUUAUAGUUUUAAGGAUGAAAAAGUACAAGAAUUAGUAAGAAACGGGAAGCUAUGGACUAUGCUAAAAACUUUUGAUAAGGAAGGCUAUAUAAUGGCUGGAGGUACUCCAGGUGAAGAUACAAUGACAGAAAAUGGAGGAGCAAACUAAUCAGGAGGAUUAGUUCCAGGACAUGCUUACAGUAUUAUAUCAGCAGCUGAAUACAAGGGUAUUAAAUUAUUGAACAUUAGAAAUCCAUGGGGAAACUUUGAGUGGGAUGGUGACUGGAGUGAUAGGAGCUAUCUUUGGACAGAGGACAUGAUCAGAGGUUUCAAUGCAGUUUUAGAUGAGAAUGAUGGCUCUUUCUGGAUGAGUUUCUCUGAUUUCUGUAGACUCUUUGACAGUCUAGAUGUCUGCAGAGUAGCAAGUUGGAAUGAACUAAGAUUAAGAGGCAGAUUCAUCAGAUAUAAUGAUGUAAUGGACCCAGAAAAUGAAGUUGUUGUAUCAAAAUGGAUCUAUGCUUUAGAAAUUCCAACUAAAACUCAUGUUGUAAUUGGCCUUCAUCAAGAAGAUGAGAGAAUAGAGGGCACUUUACCUAGAAGACCCUAUUUAGACUUCGGAGUCGCUAUCUUAAAAAGAGAUCUAGACGGAUCAACUUUAGUGCAUUUGAAGGAUUAUGUAAUUCAGAGAGACUGUGAGAUUGAAUGUAUUCUAGAACCUGGUUCUUACAUUGUAGUGCCUAGAACAACUGGUUGCAAUAUCAGAAGACCAUCUGAUGCUCUAUCUUAAAAUGUGAGGCUACUAAAUGAAGGUAGAUACCCAACUGAGCUCUUUGCUUCAACUAUUGCAGAUAUUUUCAGAAAAUUUGACUUGGUAAUUUCAAACUCAAUGGACUUCAAGGAAUUCAAAGCUCUAUAUGACAUUAUUGGAAAGAAAAUAACAGAGCCAGAAUAUCAAGCAAACAUUGUUAGAAGAUACAAUUCCCUUGAUGACUCAUUGACUCAAAAGGGUUUCACUGACUGGUUCAUUGAUCAAACCAGAUCUGAGGGAGAGGAUGUAAUUUUCUCAUGGCUAGAUAAGCUUGGCUACGACAGAGAUCUUUACUCAGUUAGAUCAAGACUUUUCACCAUUACCUUCCACAGCAAGCCAUUAGAGGGUACUGAUCCAAUUGAAGUUAAAAUCAGAGAUGCUAUUGGCACUGAUAUCGAUAACAUUUCAAAUAGAUUAGUUCUAGAACAAUAUGGUAGAGACAUCGAAAGAGGAGAUGGAUUCAGAAUAAUUGAAAAAGAAAAUUCGUAAGAAUAUAAUAUAUAUUUGCUAAUAAUUUAAUAGUGA
Molecule: messenger RNA, 2298 nt
Organism: Stylonychia lemnae
Lineage: Eukaryota; Ciliophora; Spirotrichea; Sporadotrichida; Oxytrichidae
Source: the annotation of a GenBank genome assembly